AUGAAUUCAUGUCAAUGCACUUUACACUGUAAAAGCCGACAACUCAAUGACUUCAUGUCCAUAAAUAUUCAUUUGGUCAAAAAAGAACAAAAAAAACUUAAACAUUUACGGCAUCAUCGAAGUUUGAAAUUAACAUCCAUCGGUGAGUCGUCGCAGUUUUGGGUUUUGCGAAAUGUCAAUGAACCCGGGCAAAUAUUGAAAAAUAUGUUUCCGUAUGAAUGGAAAUUUUUUAUUAAAUAA
This is a messenger RNA of Clunio marinus, 240 nucleotides long. NCBI's taxonomy places the organism in Eukaryota, Metazoa, Arthropoda, Insecta, Diptera, Chironomidae. The record is from the annotation of a GenBank genome assembly.